CAUCUCGCCGUGCGCGUUCGCUGCCUGCCUCUCGUGCUCUUCCCGACUCUUCGUCGCUGCGCAGCGCGGACUGCCAGGAGCGGGCGGCGCCACCGCGUUCUGGAGGUUUUGUGGGACGUGCCGUGGUGUGCUGAAAGACAUUCCCCCUUUCUCCUCCCCCACGAGCCGAGGAAGGCACCCCGCGCAAGCAGGGCAUCGCGCGCAGUACCUCGCUCGACCUCGCUCGCGCUCCGGGCAUCUCUCCAGACAUGAAGCGUGCCUGCCUCUGCGCGGUCCGCGGGUCAUCGGGCCCGAGCGCGUCGCCAGGCCGACUGCUGUCCGUGGCCGCAGCUCUGGCAAUCGCGCCGCCGCUGGCGAAACGCAGCCAGGCCGCCCGCCGCCUGGCACUCUCGGGCCCGCCUGGCUAAUUACCAGAAUGACGCCCGCUGGCUCCGUCAAGGGCAACGCUGCCUUGACGGCCCGCUUCCUGCACAAGACGCGCCUGUGCAACUACUACGCGAGCGGCCACUGCGCCCGGGGGAGUGACUGCGGCUUCGCGCACGGCAGCGGCGAGCUGCGCACGGCCCCGGACUUCUCGUACACGCAGCAGUGCAGGAGCUUCGCGAAGACCGGGGCGUGCGGGCAGGGCGACGCGUGCAAGUUCGCCCACUCGUGGGAGCAGCAGCGGGACUGGCACUGCCGCGGCGCAGGGCGCGGCAAGCGCGGGCCCGAGCGCGACUCGCCGCAGAGCGCCGCGCAGGACCCGGCCCCGUGCGCCCCCGACUUCCCGGCCUGCGCCCUCCCCGCGGGCGCCGGCCGGCCUGCCCUGGGCGCGCCCCCGGGCGCGGCCCCGGGCGCGCCGCGGGCCGCCCCGCGGGAGCGGCAGCGGCAGCCCCAGCGGGAGGCCCCGCGCUUGCAACAGGUGCCCGCGGCAGAGGCCGUCCGGUGCCCGCGGCAGCCGCAGCAGCCACAGCACCCGCCCCCGCCGCCACGGGCCGCGGGCGGCCUGGCGCCGGACCUGUCGCCGGAGCCCGCCCUCGGGGCAGCCCCGCGCGGGCGCGAGGUGCCCGCACUGCGCGGGCAGGAAUCGGCAUCGCAACUGAACGCCGUCGUCAAGCGCACCUUCCUCCACUUCUUCGUGCCUGGGGACGAAGGCGCGUUCGAUCACCGCCGCUGCUCCUCGGCACCCCCGUUAAUGCGGACGGGCUGACUGCAGGCGCCUCUCAUAGAAUUAUUUCGGCAGCCCCUCGGGGGGGGGAAGCCACCACGAGGCUGGGCCCGCGAGGACCCCCUCCAUCGAGUGUGAGCUAUACCUCAAUCGGGCCUGUCCCUCUGCAGGAGAAUAUUCA
Molecule: messenger RNA, 1328 nt
Organism: Prorocentrum cordatum
Lineage: Eukaryota; Dinophyceae; Prorocentrales; Prorocentraceae
Source: the annotation of a GenBank genome assembly